AUUUAUAAAAUCAAUGAUAAAGAUGGCGCCACUUAAAAUCCCAAACUUAACCCUACUUUUGGUUUGGUGCAUUUUUAAGCCGGGUUUAUUUCUCAAAUAACACAUUUUCUGCAUUAAUAAUCAUAAAGAAUGGCUGCUGCGGCCGCUGCUGCCGCUCAAUCGGGUAUGUUAUACGGCGGAGAUGAAAUAGGGGCGUUAGUUUUUGACCCAGGUCAUCAUUCUUUGCGAGUUGGGUACGCUCAAGAAGAUACGCCAAAAGCGGAAAUUCCCGCCGUCGUUGGUGUGGCCCCAGUUGCUAAACUCGAACCAGAAGCGAAACAAGAUCCUACCAAUAUCAGUCAAACACCAUCGUCAUGGAAGUUUUAUAUCGAUACAACGUUUUUACAUACUCCUCGCCCCAGCAUGGAAUUACAUAGUUACAUGAAAGAAGGGAUGAUUGAGAAUUGGGAUUUCUUCGAAAAAGUAAUUGAUUAUUCUUAUGAAAAAAUCAUCCAAUCAGGUUCUGAGUACCACCCGGUUUUAUUUUCCGAAUCCCCAUGGAAUAAUCGUUUAAAACGUGAAAAAUUGACUGAGAUAAUGUUUGAAAAGUACAAAGUUCCGGCGUUCUUUUUGGUUAAAAACGCGGCGUUAGCUGCUUUCGCAAAUGGAAGAUCGACGGCUUUAGUUAUCGAUAGCGGGGCAACUCACACAACCGCCGUUCCCGUUUUGGACGGUUAUGUUAUUAAUAAUGCUGUUGUUAAAUCACCGUUGGGUGGAGAUUAUUUAAUUUUACGUGCCAAGGAAAACCUUGAGUCCCAAAAUAUUGAUUUAACCCCCGCUCCGUUAAUUGCAAAUAAAGAAGUUGUUCGAGAUAAAGAAAAACCUAAAUUUACGAAAAAAGCUUUACAAUUUACCCCAACAAAUAGUUGGAUGGUUUAUAUGGUUAAAAGAACUGUACAAGAUUUUCAACAAAGUAUUUUACAGGUUUCUGAAUCUCCUUAUGACGAAAGAAUUGUCGGUAGUAUACCUGCUGUUCAUCAUGAAUUCCCAUCGGGGUACCAUCAAGAUUUUGGCUCAGAACGUUUUCGUUUGGCGGAAGGAUUAUUUGAUCAUAAUUUAUUAGGGGCAGGAAAUAUUGCGAUUACAAGCGCAAAUAUGUGCGAUGUUGAUGUUCGACCAGCUCUUUAUAGUUCAGUCGUAUUAACAGGAGGAAAUUCUUUAGUACAGGGUUUUAGUGACAGAUUAAAUAAAGAUUUACAAUCGAAAACACCCGGUUCGAUGCGUUUAAAAAUGAUAGCAGCUAACGGUACUGUGGAAAGACGUUUUGGGGCUUGGGUGGGAGGUUCGAUUUUAGCCUCGAUAGGAACAUUCCAACAAAUGUGGGUUUCUAUGCAAGAGUAUCAAGAAUCUGGUAAAGUUCAAAUAGAUCGCAAGUGCCCUUAAACGAUUUGAAUUUAUUCUAAAACAAAAUCUUUAACGAGGUUUUGAUUAAUGGUUUCAUUUUGUUUUGUAUUUUAAUUUUAAUUAUAAGUAUAAAAUAUGUGUUUUAAUGUUGUGUAUGACUGAAAUUGAUAAAAAAUUUUAAAAGUGGGUCUUGACAUAAUGAAGCUUGACAUAAUUAA
This is a messenger RNA of Onthophagus taurus, 1601 nucleotides long. It is a transcript of the gene Bap55, whose product is annotated as Brahma associated protein 55kD. The record is from RefSeq and is a predicted model, not a curated record. Lineage: Eukaryota; Metazoa; Arthropoda; Insecta; Coleoptera; Scarabaeidae.